Messenger RNA from Austrofundulus limnaeus, 548 nucleotides. Its product is annotated as spindlin-W. Gene Ontology annotation, biological process: gamete generation. The record is from RefSeq and is a predicted model, not a curated record. NCBI's taxonomy places the organism in Eukaryota, Metazoa, Chordata, Actinopteri, Cyprinodontiformes, Rivulidae.
AAAACAAGCACCUGUUGCCUGCAGACAGAAAACCAGGAGAAGAGACAGAAAGUCUGGUGGGGAAACAAGUGGAAUACGUUACCGACAAGGGUGUGAAGAGGACAGGACUGGUCAUCUACCAGGUCCCAGCCAAGCCCUCUGUGUACUAUAUCAAAUAUGACGAUGACUUUCAUAUUCAUGUCUAUGACCUGGUCAAAACCACCUAGACCUUGUGGACACUUUUAUCCCAUUCACUUUUUUGUAUAGUCUUUGUUCAUUUCUGUUAUUCAAAACCGAGGCAGGGUUGAAUAGUAACAGAUAUGCUUUAUUGUUCAGAAAUUAGAAAUCUUUUUGUUUUUAUGCACAGURGGACUGUAGCACUGCUAUGCUUUUUUUUUUCCUUUUUUUUUUGAAGGGGUUGGGUGUUUGCUUCUUAUAAAACGUUACAUUGGACACUUGAAUAUUGUGCUCCUAUGGGCCGUGCAGUUGUUACUGCAAUAUAUUGUUGCCAUUAAUCAGUCUGUUAAACGAUUCUCUUAAGUCCCAUUGACUAUAAAAGCAGCACAGAA